UACCCAUAAUCCUCUAAAUUUGGCGCGAGCAAAUAUUAACGUCGCCGCAUCUAAUCCAAGCUGGCUUUGUUUCUUUUGAUGGAAGUCGGCGCACAAAAUCAGCAACUAUAAGCAUCCAUUUUACAGAAUUCGACUCAUAUUGCGGCCCUGUAUUACACGUUUGUGACUAAGAACAGAAGAAAAUGGCAGACAAAGACGCAGUUGAAGAGAGAGUGAUUAAUGAGGAGUACAAGAUAUGGAAGAAGAACACUCCUUUCCUCUAUGACCUCGUCAUGACACACGCUCUGGAGUGGCCCAGCCUUACAGCACAGUGGCUCCCAGACGUGACUCGCCCUGAGGGAAGGGACUACUCCAUUCACAGACUUAUCCUGGGGACCCACACGUCUUCGUGUCCCAGGUCGGACGAACAAAACCACCUGCUCAUUGCGAGCGUCCAAUUACCAAGUGAGGAUGCACAAUUUGAUGCUACUCACUAUGACAGCGAGAAAGGAGAGUUUGGUGGUUUUGGUUCUGUGAGUGGGAAGAUUGAUAUUGAGAUCAAAAUCAAUCACGAGGGGGAGGUGAACCGAGCACGAUUCAUGCCACAGAACCCAUGUAUCAUUGCUACAAAGACACCCUCCAGCGAUGUGCUCAUCUUCGACUAUACGAAGCACCCCUCAAAGCCAGAUCCCAGCGGUGAAUGCAGUCCCGAUCUCAGGCUUCGUGGUCAUCAGAAGGAAGGAUACGGUCUUUCUUGGAACCCCAACCUGAACGGUCAUCUGCUGAGUGCCUCAGAUGAUCAUACCAUUUGUCUCUGGGACAUCAACGCUACCCCAAAAGAGAAUAGAGUGGUUGAUGCCAAAACCAUCUUCACAGGUCACACAGCUGUUGUUGAAGAUGUGGCAUGGCAUCUGCUUCAUGAGAGCCUAUUUGGAUCUGUAGCUGAUGACCAGAAACUAAUGAUUUGGGACACCCGUUCAAGCAAUACCAACAAGCCCAGUCACACCGUGGACGCACACACGGCGGAAGUGAACUGCCUCUCCUUCAACCCUUACAGUGAAUUCAUCCUUGCCACCGGCUCUGCUGAUAAGACGGUGGCCCUCUGGGACCUGCGCAACCUAAAGCUGAAGCUUCACUCAUUUGAAUCGCACAAGGACGAGAUCUUCCAGGUACAGUGGUCACCGCACAACGAGACAAUACUAGCCUCGAGUGGCACAGACCGCCGUCUCCACGUGUGGGACCUGAGCAAGAUUGGAGAGGAACAGUCGGCCGAAGACGCUGAGGACGGACCUCCCGAGCUGCUGUUCAUACAUGGUGGGCACACUGCAAAGAUAUCAGACUUCUCUUGGAAUCCAAACGAACCCUGGGUGAUUUGCUCCGUGUCUGAAGAUAACAUCAUGCAAGUCUGGCAAAUGGCUGAAAACAUCUACAAUGACGAAGAGCAAGAAACGCCGGCCUCAGAGUUGGAGGCCACUGCAUCAUAAUCACCUGCUAGCUGGUCAUCUCCAUUGGGCUUUAACUGUGUCUGGACUUGUUUUUCAGUAUUUUCUUAUUGUUUAAAGGCUUGCACCUCACGAUUGGAACCAUCAAAACACCGUGUAUUUAUCACCUGUUUGAUAUCAACCAUGUUUUUGAUAUGUGUAUCGUAUUGUGCACCAGUAAACUUUGAUUGGAACGAGUUACAAAAUUAUCUUGUUGAAGUAAUAAAGGUGUUGAAAAUUAGA
Messenger RNA from Ornithodoros turicata, 1703 nucleotides. It is a transcript of the gene Caf1-55, whose product is annotated as chromatin assembly factor 1 p55 subunit. Gene Ontology annotation, molecular function: nucleosome binding; histone binding. NCBI's taxonomy places the organism in Eukaryota, Metazoa, Arthropoda, Arachnida, Ixodida, Argasidae. Gene Ontology annotation, biological process: regulation of DNA-templated transcription; chromatin remodeling. The transcript is spliced from 13 exons. The coding region runs from base 183 to 1463 and encodes 426 amino acids. The record is from RefSeq and is a predicted model, not a curated record. Gene Ontology annotation, cellular component: NuRD complex; ESC/E(Z) complex; nucleus.